Molecule: messenger RNA, 1053 nt
Organism: Adineta ricciae
Lineage: Eukaryota; Metazoa; Rotifera; Eurotatoria; Adinetida; Adinetidae
Source: the annotation of a GenBank genome assembly
AUGUCCUCAAGAAACAAAACACCACAAAAUAUUAUCGAUUUAAAUAAAAUAUUACAUCAGAACGAUUCUACGGAAAUAAAACAAAUGGUAACUGAAUUCGAAUUGAAUGGCUGGUGUUUCGUCUUUUUACCUGCCGAACUCAUUCCGGACUCAAAUUUGAUAAACGAAAUAUCGAAUUUUUUCCAAUCUAAUAAAAGAAAGAAUAAUUAUUCACAACGCUCCGCAAUAUAUGGUUAUUCGUCAGUGAAUCAUAAAGAAGGAAUUAAACUGUUAACAGGAAGUCAUUUUGGCACAUUUGCAAAUAGAGGAUUGGUGCCAGCCGAACUCGUUCAACCAUUGAACUAUCUUUCUCAAAUGUUAGAUGCUACAACAAAACGUUUAAUUGAACUACUUGAUCAACAUUCAGUAUUUCAACAAGAAUCAUCUUUGUCAUCUCUUAUUGAACAUGCUAAUCUCCCAUUGCAAGAUGAACAUUUUGGUAUGCUCGAUAUUGUAUCCUAUUUCAAUAAUAAAUCUGGAGUUCAAACACCAGAGAAUGGAAAAUCAACCGACGAAGUCAACUGUGUUCCACAUUAUGAUCCGGGAUUACUCUCAAUUAGUAUAUUAUCGACUCAUGAAGGACUUCAGCUGAAAAAUAUGAAAAAUAAUCAAUGGAUCGAUGGACCUUUAGAAUCGAACAUUGGUGUUAUCUGGUUAGGAGAGGCAGCAUCUCGAGUAACACAAAAUCGUCUUAAACCUGGUAUUCAUCGCGUCAUUUAUCCUCAUGAACCAAAAUGUCGAUUGACAAUCUGGUACGAACUCUGUACCAUUGAACAGUUGGAAAACUUAAGCGGUACAAAGAAAAACGAAUUGAUGACCAAUGGAUUCGUUGAGUUUGAAAAUCUUCCUGGUUCAACACCGAUAGCUGUUGUGUCAGGUGAAAGCAAACUCGAUUUUUUGAAACGAGUUGAAAGAGGCCUUGGGUUAUCAAUGAGCAAAUCGGGUCGACUAUAUUAUACACUUGAGAAGCAUCCCAUUUCAUAUCUAACGAAUAAUAAUUCAUUAACUGAAUAA